This is a messenger RNA of Glycine soja, 1707 nucleotides long. RefSeq lists its product as uncharacterized. The transcript is spliced from 5 exons. The record is from RefSeq and is a predicted model, not a curated record. Gene Ontology annotation, biological process: regulation of asymmetric cell division. Lineage: Eukaryota; Viridiplantae; Streptophyta; Magnoliopsida; Fabales; Fabaceae. Bases 478 to 1533 code for a protein of 351 amino acids.
GAAAGUUAAUUAAUGGCUAUAAAAAUAUCAAAAUUACAAAAUUUUCUAAUACAUGUACCUACACAUUUACUCACUGAAAUGAAUCACCAUCAUUAUUCAGUUUAAAGCAUCACGUUCAAGAAAAAUACACACCCUUUUACCAAGAAAAAUACACACCCCACAAAAAAAAAAAUCAUAUAUUUAAAACUCAUAAAAGUUUCAUUUUACUUUUUGUUGUUAUCAUGCGAAUUUCUUGGUCACCAAACAGCAAGAGCGUGUCUCAGAGGAAUGGACAGAAGAACCAUAAGAAACCACGAAACGCAUGACAUUGAGGCCAUAACUCUGCGUUUUCUUUCUAGCGGCUAGUAACUGGAGUUGCAAAUGAUCCAUAAGGCAUAAACCAAGCAUGUGACUGAUGAUGCUGUGGAGAAAGUUUUGACUUUUGAGUUGUUUCGGAGACAUCACAUAUUGUAGUGACAAGGUGAUAAUUUUGGCAAGAUGAAAAAUUCAAGAGGACGCAGCAUGAAACAUGCACAUUUAUUUCAUUGUGAAGAUCAAAGAAGUCAAGAACACAAUAAAAUUAUAAGGGACAGACUGGAGAGUAAUACUAAUAAUAGUUUUAGGACAAGGGAGAUUCCAAUAAAGAGGUUGUUCAACGUAGGGCAUUUUACUAAUGCUUCAGGAGACUUGUCAAGGUAUAGCAAGGGAAAGAACUUUUCUGCAGGAAUAAAUGUCAUGGACUAUGAUAUACCUGAGCUUGUUGUUUUUAUUCAAGAGGAACAUCAGCAAUUUGUCAAGGAUACUUGCAUUGGUAAGGGAGUGUCACCAGAAGGCAAGUGUAUGUCAGAAGAUUGUGCAGUAAAUCAUGAUCCAAUGUCAUGUCACUUUGAGAAUGACUUGAACACCAGAAGAGAUUCAAAUCUAAGAACUAUGGAAGCAAUGUCAAUCAAUUCAAAUGGGCCAGAGUAUGAAUCUAAACCUCUUACCCUUAAGGAUGCCAUGGAAUUUUAUGAUUCAAGAGGUUUAGUGAUGGAUGGUGAAGAGGAUUCAGGAUACAAUAUUUCAAUUGACCACCUCACAAAGAAGACAAUACCAGAGACCAUUAGAGAGGCAUUAACAAAGGAAGCAGAAUUUUCAAGAUCUUUCAAGAAUUGGCAAAUAAAUUCAUUUUUGGGUACAAUUGGCAGCAGAGUGGAGUUUCCAAGUUGUUCAGAUUGUGUACAAGUUGCUGACACAAUCAUGUGUAGAUCUGAGAUUGCUAACUCACACAGUCCAUCAGGUUCAGGCAAAAGACAAGAAAAUGAUCCUCAAGAGACUACUUGUUCCUGUGAUGUAGGCCCAUCACCAUAUGCUGCUCCUGCAACAACAUCUAGCAGUGCCUCUCAUCACUCUAAUGAUAGCAUAAGCAGUACUCAUUCAUUUGCUUUUCCCAUAUUACCUGCAGAAUGGAAUGGAAGUCCAGAGAGAAUGUUGGAAGCUAAUAAAAGUCAAUUCAGAAAAGACAGAUGGCAGAAGAUAAGGGUUUUGUUUUCCUGCUGCAAAGUUGAUUGCUAAUAUUUUGCAGUUUAGCUGGCAUUGAGGAUUAUUCAGAAAAAAGCUACUAUAUGCCGUUUACUUACUUUCAUGGUGUUAUAAAUAUAGAAUAUAUGUGACCAUAUCAAAUUAUUUUUGGCAUCUACAUUUUGAUGACUCAUUAGUUAAAGACUCUAUAUGUGUUUGUUUUUAUUA